AUGUUCGGGAUUCAGGAGCAUCUGAUACGAGAAGUGAGCGGAUUAAAAGAGAGAAGUCUUGGAGAGGAGAUGGAUCCGAUCCGGUCGUGGGUGCGUAAUGUCGGGGUUGUGGACGCGAACGUCGCGGCGCAAAGUGGAGUGGCUCUGUCCAGGGCUCACUUUGAGAAGCAGCCCCCCUCCAAUCUGCGCAAGUCCAACUUCUUCCACUAUGUGCUGGCGCUCUACGACAGGCACGGCCAACCUGUGGAGGUGGAGAGGACCGCGUUUGUGGACUUUGUUGAGCAUGACAAGGAGCAGACAGGAGAGAAGACCAACAACGGCACGCACUACAAGCUGCAGCUCCUCUACAGCAACGGGGUUCGAACGGAGCAAGAUCUUUAUGCACGACUCAUCGACUCUGUCACUAAACAGCCUAUAGCAUACGAGGGACAAAACAAGAACCCAGAAAUGUGCAGAGUUCUGCUCACACACGAGGUUAUGUGCAGCCGCUGUUGUGAGAAAAAAAGCUGCGGCAACCGAAACGAGACGCCCUCCGACCCCGUCAUCAUUGACAGGUUUUUCUUGAAGUUUUUCCUGAAAUGUAACCAGAAUUGUCUGAAGACGGCAGGAAACCCGAGGGACAUGAGGAGAUUUCAGGUGGUGUUGUCCAGCACCGUGUGCGUAGACGGCCACGUCCUGGCAGUGUCUGACAACAUGUUUGUGCACAACAACUCAAAACACGGUCGGAGAGCCCGCAGGCUGGAGCCGGGCGAGUCUGCAGAGAACACUAUGGAAUAUGCCACUCCAUGUAUCAAAGCCAUCAGUCCCAGUGAGGGCUGGACCACCGGCGGGGCCAUGGUCAUCGUCAUCGGGGAGAACUUCUUUGACGGGCUGCAGGUGGUGUUUGGCAGCAUGCUGGUGUGGAGCGAGCUCAUCACACCGCACGCUAUCCGCGUCCAGACGCCUCCUCGGCACAUCCCCGGAGUUGUGGAGGUCACACUGUCUUAUAAAUCCAAACAGUUCUGCAAGGGAGCUCCCGGACGCUUCAUCUACACAGCCCUUAAUGAGCCAACCAUAGACUAUGGCUUCCAGCGUCUACAGAAGGUCAUCCCCCGACACCCCGGUGACCCAGAGAAAUUGGCCAAGGAGAUUCUCCUCAAAAGAGCAGCAGAUCUGGUGGAGGCGCUGUAUGGAAAUCCACACAGUAAUCAGGACAUGCUGCUGAAGCGUGCAGCUGACAUCGCCGAGGCUCUGUACAGCGUUCCUCGGCCUCACAGUCAGCUGCAGGCGCUGCCAAGCUCCCCGGCCCACGGCAGUGUCAUGGGUCUGGGCUCCUACCCCUCGCAGCUAGGCGUUAGCAUCGGGGAGCAGAGCAGCCAAGGUUACAUUCGAAACUCCAGCAGUUUGUCUCCCAGGGGUUACCCAUCAGCCUCCACUCCUCAGCAGUCAGGCUACGGCAGCGGCGGGAUGACCGGAGGCUACGGGACAGUUCCCAUGACCAGCCUAGGAGUUCCUGGUUCUCCUGGUUUCAGCAGUGCCUCCCCCACAGGCUCUACAUAUAUCAUGCCCUCCAGCCCCACCAUCCCAGGAAGCUCCAGCUCCUCAUCGUCUCUCUUGCCUUUCUCCUCCUUCCCGUCUGCUGCUAAACAGAAGAGUGCUUUUGCUCCCGUGCUCAGACCCCAGGGCUCCCCCUCCCCUGCCUGCCCUGCCUCAGGGGUGAACAGCUUCAGAGGUAGCCACCCAUCUCACUAUCUGACCCCGCUGUCUGAACUCACGAAUGCAGUCUAA
Molecule: messenger RNA, 1767 nt
Organism: Limanda limanda (common dab)
Lineage: Eukaryota; Metazoa; Chordata; Actinopteri; Pleuronectiformes; Pleuronectidae
Gene: ebf2
Product: EBF transcription factor 2
Exons: 15
Coding region: 1-1767 (588 amino acids)
Biological process (GO): regulation of transcription by RNA polymerase II
Molecular function (GO): RNA polymerase II cis-regulatory region sequence-specific DNA binding; DNA-binding transcription factor activity, RNA polymerase II-specific
Source: RefSeq, a predicted model, not a curated record